AUGGCCCAAGGCAAGAUCAAGCUCCAGGCGAAGAAGUCGACCCGGGUGACGAAGAAGCAGCAGAACCCCAAGAACUACGCCCCUAAAAUCAUCAAGGCCAAGAAGCAAAAGGCCGUCGCUGCGCAAAAGUUCGCCAAACGCCACCAGGCUCAGCUUGCUACCCUGACGGAGAAGCUCAUCUCGUCGAGAGUGGGCCACCUUGAGUUGAUCAAAGGUCUGAGACGGGAGCUCGAAAAGGAGCAGAAGGAAGCUGAGAAAAAGAAGAAGUGA
This is a messenger RNA of Diutina rugosa, 270 nucleotides long. RefSeq lists its product as uncharacterized. The transcript has a single exon. The record is from RefSeq and is a predicted model, not a curated record. The coding region runs from base 1 to 270 and encodes 89 amino acids. NCBI's taxonomy places the organism in Eukaryota, Fungi, Ascomycota, Pichiomycetes, Serinales, Debaryomycetaceae.